UCAUAUUGUUCCUCCUAUGGGGUUUAUGCUGUUGCAAGGUUAGUGCUGCUCUGUACAUCAACCCUGGAGAAUUGAGCUGAUGCUGCCCUUCCUUUACAUCGGUGUUGCUAUGUCGUGUGGGUCAUGCUGAAACCUUCCUUUACAAUUUCGUUUUUGCUAAAUCUGGUUUUGAGCUGACAAUUAUGUUUAUUCUUCUUGUGCAAGGAGAUCAAGGCGAGGGCUAGAUGAUGGAUUUUGCAGCCUGCAGUUGUAUCCAUCACUUUGUAUGUGUAUGUACAAACCUGUGAAGAAAGUCAUGGUCAUAGGAUCUCCAAGUACAGACGACAUCAUUAACCAGUCUUCAUUUUCUGUGAUAGAUUUUGUGUUAUUUUGAUUUUCAUUAUGUAGCCACUUGCGUGUGAUUAUACGGUGCUUGUAAAAUCAAAUAUACUCUGCUCCUAGACAUGUUUUGGAAUCAGACAGUGAGAAUGGUAGCUGGAAAGUGGAGCUCAUUAGAAGAAAUUUUAUUGCUCCAGAAGCUGACGCCAUUCUGAAUAUUCCGCUUAGGCGGGGUGGUGGAGAUGAUUUCUGGGCCUGGAACCAUGAGAAGACAGGCAUCUUUUCUGUUAAAACAGCGUACCGUGCUCUAGUGAAUCGAAACGAGCGGCUUGCUCUAGAUGAAGGGACGGUAACCGAAACCUCAACCAAUGAACAACAGAUGUGGAAGUCACUCUGGAAGUUGAAUGUUGUGCCAAAGGUGCGUGUUUUCUGGUGGAGAGUAUUGCGUGGUAUUCUUCCGGUUGAGAGCACCUUAAUGCACAGACAUAUAACACAGAUAGGUCGAUGCAAGAUCUGCCUAGCUGAUGAUGAGGAUAUGAUGCAUGCUUUGAUUAAAUGUUCACAUGCAAGGAAAUUUUGGGACGAAGCUCAAGCUUGGAUGAACUUCAGCCUUCCUAGGCUACAUCCGAUUACUUGGUCCAAGGAUAUCCUUUGUGACCCCAUGUUUGAUGACUCAGACCGACCAAAGAUCAUAACGGUAAUGUGGGCGAUCUGGACAUCCAGAAAUAAUUGGACGCAUGAUCGUGGUGCUUAUGAUCCGAUACAGGCUUUGAAGAUGGUAAAGGAGGAACUAACGAUACUGAAUUUACCUAAGGGAGAUACCAGGCUGCUGCCAGGCCAUGGGUGGCGCCCACCUGAAGCUGAUACGGUCAAGAUCAAUACAGAUGGUGGGAUUGCUAUUCAUACCAGAACUGGAGGUGCUGGAGGUGUUGCUCGUGCACGUGAUGUUUACCUUGGUUCUUGGAGUAAACCCUAUCCUGGGAUUACUGAUCCUCUUGUUGCUGAGGCCCUGGCAUUGCGAGACGGCGUGAUUUUUGCUCGUCUUCGUGGUUAUAAAAGUGUGAUAAUGGAAGUGGACUGCCUGGAGAUGGUCAAUCUCUGGAACUCUCGUCAUGGUGCUCGUUCUACCGUGACUCCUAUUUUACUAGAACUUGGAGAGCUAGCUCAUAGGUUUUCUUCUUUUGUAAUUCAACAUGUACCUAGAACUGCUAAUCUACCGGCUCAUCUUUGUGCAAAGUUUGCUUGCACUCUGAUGGUAACAAGUAGUUGGCUAGAUUUUAUCCCAGAUUUCCUUACUGUCAGUCUGAUGGCUGAUCAGGCAGGGUCUGUUAUUGUUGAAUAA
Messenger RNA from Lolium perenne, 1660 nucleotides. The record is from RefSeq and is a predicted model, not a curated record. NCBI's taxonomy places the organism in Eukaryota, Viridiplantae, Streptophyta, Magnoliopsida, Poales, Poaceae.